Diatraea saccharalis (sugarcane borer) is the source of this 4712-nucleotide messenger RNA. NCBI's taxonomy places the organism in Eukaryota, Metazoa, Arthropoda, Insecta, Lepidoptera, Crambidae. The record is from the annotation of a GenBank genome assembly.
AACAAAUAACUGGUUGAGUUGAAGAGUUGGUUGGGUGCGUGCAGCUCGGUGGCUUAGCGACCCCCCGCUCCACGUUCUCCGGCGUGCCCUCGCUAGCUAUACAUAUGGGUCGGACGGAGCAGCGUGCCGUCGCAAUAUCAGCCCGGUGAAAUCGCUCGCCCGCCCGCCUCGUCGCACCGCACGCCUCGCCUGCGCCAGUCGCCGUGCGCCAACUGAAACGCGCGCACUGCUAGCGCAAUCGAACGUACAAUAUCUCAUACGAGUCUCUCGCUCUCUGGUAGCUGCUAUCGCCAUCGCCCCGAUUCGCCUUCUAUUACCGGCAUCGGUCGAUUCUUUAAUAUUAUCCACUCCGAGUGGAUAUCGUUCAGUUCAAACGUAUUAACGUAUAACCUUUAACGUAUUUCGUGUUUGUGAGAAGUGCAUGUGCCGAGCUUCCUCUAAUUUGUGUUUCGGUGUUAUUCCAAGAAAUCGUCAAGACGGCCGUCAUCAUACGGCUGCCUGCGGCCACAGAUCUGACCGGUCAAAACAGCAAUGAUUCGGGCGGCAGCGGCAGCGCGGGACGCGCUACCACGCCGCACUUGAGGCCUACGCCCAGUCCCACCGGCUCCAGUGGCUCGCGAUCCAUGUCACCAGCUGUCGGCACGCAGAACGUAGCGAUGCCGCCGAGAACAUCGUCGUCGCUGCCGGACGGCAGCGGUCCGCCGGUGCGGCCCGGAGGUCCAGGUACGCCGGCUGGACCGGCACCGAGCCCUGUACCGCCUCCCGGCGCGAUGGUAGCGCAACAACCGUACGCGCAUCAUCCUGCUUAUAAGGCGUCACAUUACCCGCCGCAACCAUACGGCUACCCGCCAAGAAAUCAUCAUCCUUACUCCUAUGGCUAUCAACCUAGGCCGCCGCCGCAUCCACCGCAACAUUACCCUACUCUAAAGCCUCGGCAUAUGGCUCCGCCGACACCGGGCGGUCCAGAGGGAACGAUGCCACCGCCGACGGCUCCGGGUGAAGCUCAUGACAAUGGUCCCGCCGCACCAGCCACCGCUCUCGUCACCACCGGACCAGACGGUGCGCCGCUCGACGAGGGCAGCCAGCAGAGCACACUCAGCAACGCGUCUGCUGCCUCAGGCGAGGAGUCGUGUGGAACACCGAAGGGUUCUCGUAAAGAGUACGGUGCGAGUAGCGCGGCGCCUUCGCCUUCCCCCGGUGGCGGCUCACACUCGUCCGUGCACGACGAUUACGACGCAUCGCCGUCGUGGCCGCGGCCGCCCUCUAGUCCCGUAUUUAACAGUCACAUACCGCCGGAGUCCUACAGAUCAAAGAAGUCGGACUCGCUUGGCAAGCUGUACGAGAUGGACGAUGCGCCCGAGCGGCGCGGCUGGGUGGAGAGACUGCUCGCCUUCAUGGAGGACCGGCGGACGCCCAUCGCCGCCUGCCCGACCAUAUCCAAGCAACCGCUAGAUCUCUACCGACUCUACCUACUGGUGCGAGAGCGCGGCGGCUUCGUCGAGGUGACGAAAAACAAAACUUGGAAAGACAUAGCCGGUCUAUUGGGCAUCGGCGCGUCUUCGUCGGCCGCUUACACACUACGCAAGCACUAUACGAAAAAUUUGUUAGCGUACGAGUGCCACUUUGAUCGCGGUGGUAUCGAUCCACAGCCGAUCAUCAAUCAAGUGGAAGCCUCCACUAAGAAAAAGAGCGGAAAGUCAAAUAGCAACAAUAGUGCAGGGUCAUCGAAUCCUCAAGAAUCGUUCACUGGCGCCGGUGGUGGCGGCGGUGGCACAGCUAUGGAUGGGUACGGAGGCCAGUACGCCGGGUAUCCGCCGCAACCAAACCAACAACAAGGUUUCCAACAAGGAUAUGGGUACGAAUAUGGAUCUCCUUAUCAACAAAACAGGCCAGUUUAUCCUCCCUACGGACCCGACGGUGACAGAGGGUACCAGUAUGGUGGGUACGGGGGCGGGUACCGCGCGGGCGGCGUGGGCGGCGUGGGGGCGACGGGCGUGGGCGCGGGCGGCGUAGGUGCGGGCACGCCGCCGCCCGCGCAGCCCUACCCGGAGUACUACCGCGCGCCGCCGCACCCGCCGCAUCCGCCUCACUCGCCGCACCCGCCACACCAGCCGCACCAACCGCAUCCGCCGCACCAGCCCCAUCAACCACAUCAGCCUCAUCAGCAGCACCAGCCCCAUCAGCCGCCUCAUGAGUACGGCGGGGGUAAACCGAUGGGCGCGGGCGGAGCGGCGGCUGCGGCGGCAGCUCAGGGAGCGCCCCGGAGGCACCCUGACUUCGCGAAGGCGGAGGGUGCGGGGUACGCGGGGGCGGGUGCGGCGGUGGCGGGCGCGGGGGCUGCGGCCGGGGCGAGGUUUCCACCCUCGUGGCCGGGCGCAUUCCCGCGCGCCCAACCCCCAUCGCCACAGCCCCCUUGGCGGCCUCCGCCCCCCACACAACCUCCUGCCGCCUGGCCGCAUCAGCCCUACCAGCAACAAACGUCCGGCGGGGCGGCAUGGGGUGGGGCGCCGCGUCCUCCCACGUCUGACGCGUACCCCGCGCCCGCCGUGCCCUCGCCCGGGACUGCACCAGGAAUAGCUGCUGGCCAGAUCAAAAGAGAAUUGACUUUCCCCCCUGAAUGCGUCGAAGCGACAGUACCUACGGGAGAAAAGCGGCGGAGGUUAACGAAAGCUGACGUCGCGCCGGUCGAUGCGUGGAGAAUAAUGAUGGCGCUCAAGUCGGGCCUGCUCGCCGAAACGUGUUGGGCGCUCGACAUCCUCAACAUCCUCUUGUUCGACGACAACUGUAUAGGAUAUUUCGGGCUGCAACAUAUGCCUGGCCUCCUGGACCUUCUGCUAGAACACUUCCACAAGAGUCUCAGUGACGUGUUCGACGCGCCCGUGCAGGAAGACGAGCCCUGGUAUGCGCCGCCGCCCAGUCCCGAGCCGGUCGCCACCAACGAGAGGCGCCGGGUGCCUCCGCCCGACCCUGCCGACCGCGAGCGGCUAUUGUCCGGCGACAACUACACGCUCGAAACUCGUCGCCGGCAGCCCGUCAUUUAUCGACCUGACGACGACUUGUUCGCCCCCGACGACGACGCGGAGCCUGACCGCGUUGAGGACAUAUUAGAGCCAUGGCAGUUCGGCGGUGAUGGAGGCGCCGCUCACCUCAUGCCCUGUCUCCGUACCGAAGCCGUGCACUUGCCUUUCGUGCGCGUCAUGCCCGGUCACCGAGCACCCUCGCCCCCGCCUACCACGUCUGCGCCCGCACCUCCGCCCGAUCCCGCCCCUGAACCUCCUGCGCCUCCCCCUGCACCCGCGCCCGCCUCUGCUGACUGUGACAACCUCGAGGCUGAGCCUAUGGACCUCGAACCGGAGCGGAGGCCGAAUCUACUCGUGCGCGACCCCGCCGGCGUGCUGAAGCGGCGCCGCCUCGAAGAUUACGAGGACGAGUGCUAUACGCGGGACGAGCCGAGUCUCAACCUUGUCGACGACACGCGCGACGCGCUCGCGAAACGCUGCAUAGCGCUCUCGAAUAUUCUCCGCGGAUUGACAUUCGUGCCUGGCAAUGAGGUGGAGUUCUCGCGGUCGAGUUCGUUCCUGGCGGUAGCCGGCAAGCUGCUGCUGCUGCACCACGAACACGCGCCUCGGGCGGCGCGCGCGCGAGCAUACGAGCCGGCAGCGCGCGACGACGCAGAUGCAGAUGCGUGCUGCUCGAGUUUACGCGGCGGCGCCGAGUGGUGGUGGGACGCGCUCGCGCAGCUGCGCGAAGACGCUCUCGUCGCGUGCGCGAAUAUCGCGGGCGGCGUGGAGCUGGCCGGGCAGCCGGAGGCGGUGGCGCGGCCGCUGCUCGAUGGGCUGCUGCACUGGAGUGUGUGCCCGGCGGCGGUGGCGGGGGACGCGCCCCCGGCGGCCGGCGCAGCCUCCCCGCUGUCGCCGCGGCGGCUCGCGCUCGAGGCUUUGUGCAAGCUGUGCGUGACGGACGCGAACGUCGACCUGGUGCUGGCGACGCCGCCCCGCGGGCGGAUAGCGGCGCUAUGCGCGGGACUGGCGCGCGACCUGUGCCGGCCCGAGCGACCCGUGGUGCGAGAGUUUGCGGUGAAUCUAUUGCACUAUCUCGCGGGAGCGGGCGGAGCAGCCGCGCGGGACGUGGCCCAGCACGCGCCUGCGGUCGCGCAACUAGUAGCGUUUAUAGAGCGCGCGGAGCACACGGCGCUCGGUGUGGUGAACCAGCAUGGCGUGGCGGCCCUGCGUGACAAUCCGGACUCUAUGGGUACCUCUCUCGACAUGCUGCGACGAGCGGCCGCCACGCUGCUGCGGUUGGCGGAACACCCGGAGAAUCGACCGUUGAUAAGACGACACGAGCGACGCUUGCUCGCUCUCGUGAUGAGCCAGAUCCUGGACCAGAAGGUGGCGCACGAGCUGGCCGACGUGCUCUACCACUGUAGCCAGCGGCGGGCGGAGGACGAGCGCGACGCGUAGGCCGCGAUGAGACUGAUACCUGUCGGUACGUGUACAUAUAGUGUUACGGCGCGCUGCCGCCCGUCGACUCGUCGCUCCGAGAUCGUUCAUACUGGUGUCUGACGUGUUAGCCUGUACGAUUUUGUUAUUUAUGUCCAUGUUUUAUUUACGAGAAUGUCGAUGUGCUAUAAUCGAUUUCUAUUGUUCGAUCGGAGAAAAGAUGUAUUAUAACUCGUAAUUUUGAUUUUUAUAAUAAAAUGGGACUUGAAUCUG